AUGUCUGUCAGAAGAUCUCAAAUAUUCACUGAUUCCUACUUUUAUAUUAAUGGUUUGCUUCCAGAGGAAUGUAAAGGAAAAUUACAGAUCAAAUUUGAAGGAGAGGAAGGUUAUGACGCUGGUGGUGUAAAGAGAGAAUGGUUUUCAACCCUCUCCAGAGAAAUGUUAUAUCCUGGUUAUGCCUUGUUUGCACCAUGCGCUGAUAGAACAACCUACCAUCCAAACCCUUCAUCCUAUGUCAAUCAAGAACACUUGUCUUAUUUCAGAUUCACUGGUAGAAUAAUUGCUAUGGCCAUCUAUAAUGAACAACCUUUGGAUUGUCACUUUACCAGAUCUUUCUACAAGCAUAUUCUUGGUAUUCCAAUCACUUACCAUGAUAUUGAAAGUAUUGAUCCUAGCUAUUACAAGAAUCUCAAGUGGAUGCUCACCAACAGCAUUGGAGAUGUUUUAUUCCACACUUUCACUCAUGAAUUUGAUGAAUUUGGUAAAACAAAAGAAAUUGAAUUGAAACCAAAUGGUAAGAAUAUCCCUGUUACAGAUGAGAAUAAGGCCGAAUAUGUUCGUUUAGUUACUGAGCUCAAGAUGACCAAAUCCAUUGAAAAACAACUUGAACAAUUCCUUAAGGCAUUCUAUGAUAUUAUUCCAAGAAAGCUUAUUCAAAUUUUCAAUGAACAAGAAUUGGAAUUGCUCAUUUCUGGUUUACCAGAUAUUGAUAUUCAAGACUUGAAGAAUAACACUAUUUACGGACAUGGUUACACCAAGGAUUCAGUCCAUAUCAAAUGGUUCUGGAAUGUUGUUGAAUCAUUCGGAAAGGAUGAUAAGGCCCUUUUACUCCAAUUUGUUACUGGUACAAGUAAGGUUCCACUUGGUGGAUUCUCCCAAUUGAUUGGUGCUAAUGGUGAAAAUCAAUUGUUCUGCAUUCAAAAAGCAAACGUUGGUUCUCAACGUUUACCAACAGCUCACACUUGUUUCAAUCAAUUGGAUUUGCCAGAGUAUGACACUGAAGAUGUUUUGAGAGAGAGAUUGCUUGUGGCGUUGAGAUUUGGUUCAGAAGGAUUUGGUUUUGUCUAA
This is a messenger RNA of Naegleria gruberi, 1071 nucleotides long. RefSeq lists its product as uncharacterized. The transcript has a single exon. Bases 1 to 1071 code for a protein of 356 amino acids. Gene Ontology annotation, molecular function: ubiquitin-protein transferase activity. Gene Ontology annotation, biological process: proteasome-mediated ubiquitin-dependent protein catabolic process; protein polyubiquitination; positive regulation of protein catabolic process. The record is from RefSeq and is a predicted model, not a curated record. Lineage: Eukaryota; Heterolobosea; Eutetramitea; Acrasida; Naegleriidae.